AGCUGUAGUCAAACAAACAAAAUGGCGGGUUCGUCGAAAAGCCGAGGAGGGUCUGGAAAAAUGGAAAAUAUUAUGGAGAGUGAAAAUAACCGAAUGGUGGAUAACCUUGCCAGCAAAGUCUCACGAUUAAAAGGAAUUGCCAUUGAUAUCGAAAGAGAAUCAAAACAACAAAAUGAUUAUCUUGGUGGAAUGGGUGAUGACUUCGGGAGUGCCUCAGGGUUGCUUGGUGGAAGUGUGCAAAGGCUCUCUAACAUGAUGGGUGCUGGUAAAUCCAACAGAAGGCUCAUGUGUUACCUCAUAACUGGACUUGUAUUCAUCUUCUUUGUUCUUUAUUACGGGCUUGGAAAAAUAGUGCGGUAAUGCAAGAAAUUAUGGACAAUUGUAUAAGGAGAUUUUUAUCAUUGAUGAUUUUUCAUCAUUUAUCAUUUGGAAAGCACCUUACAUUGCUAAGUCCAGUAAUGUUUACCUGUUUGCACAUCUAAAUGUUGAAAGAUGCUUUGUCAGCAUUUCCACAGUCUUGUGUAAAACAGAAUGUGGAUUACAACAUGUGGGUUCUCAGAAUACUUGUUUGAAAUAGGUGUACAUUAUUUGAUCAUCCUCUUGUCUAGUGUUCUUAUAGCGUUAUAAAACUUUAUUACAUAUCAGAAGGGGUCUGCCCAGACCCUUCCCCAUAUCUACCAUGUUACUUCUAGCUUGUUUUCGUGUUAUUCUUGUAAUCCAGUAAAGCUAUGGCAUAUGAUCCAUAUGAACCACACAAUCAUGGUCUACCCAAUUGUAACAAAAUGAAUUUUCUCUGCUAAUAACAUUACAAGGUGACCUUCAAGGUA
This is a messenger RNA of Nematostella vectensis (starlet sea anemone), 827 nucleotides long. RefSeq names its product BET1-like protein. Lineage: Eukaryota; Metazoa; Cnidaria; Anthozoa; Actiniaria; Edwardsiidae. The transcript is spliced from 4 exons. Bases 22 to 360 code for a protein of 112 amino acids. Gene Ontology annotation, molecular function: SNAP receptor activity. The record is from RefSeq and is a predicted model, not a curated record. Gene Ontology annotation, cellular component: Golgi trans cisterna; SNARE complex. Gene Ontology annotation, biological process: regulation of retrograde vesicle-mediated transport, Golgi to ER; retrograde transport, endosome to Golgi.